Amphimedon queenslandica is the source of this 1314-nucleotide messenger RNA. RefSeq lists its product as uncharacterized. NCBI's taxonomy places the organism in Eukaryota, Metazoa, Porifera, Demospongiae, Haplosclerida, Niphatidae. The transcript is spliced from 6 exons. The record is from RefSeq and is a predicted model, not a curated record.
AUGUCCACCUACAUGUAUAUUUUAGAUAUUGGUAGAUUAGCUGACGAUCAGACAAAAGAUAAGUCAUCUCAAGUAGACCGGCUGGACCACUUUCUUACUCAAUCUGUGAUGGUGCAGACAGUCAAGCAAAAGACAUUAGUAAAUAGAGUUAUAGCUAGUACGGAAACCAUGGAUAGUAUCCAUGCUCAAACUAACAGCUGUGUUCUGUCAACAGAUGGUGGAAUACAGUGUGAUUUAUCAGAGAUGCCUGUAGCCAACAAAGAUGAUGACUUGAUUUAUGAUGACUUAGUGAGUGAUGCAGAUGAAGACAGCAGGAGUGAUGAAUCAAUGUUCUGUAGUGAUGAGUCUUUGAUGAAGAACAAGAAACAAACUUUGAUAAAGACCAUAUUUCAACUUUGGGAUAUUUACCAGCAGUCGUAUUUUGCUCAGUUAGCUCAAGAAGGCCAACCAUUGGUGUUAGGGGGAGAUGGAAGGGCUGAUAGUCCUGGCCAUUCUGCUAAGUAUGGUUCAUACUCUCUAAUGGAGCUCAAUCACAAUAUUGUUUUGGAUAUUCAGUUAGUACAGAGUAAUGAGGUGCUAAGUAGUGAUCAUAUGGAAUUGGAAGGCUUAAAAAGGAGUUUUGGAAAGAUUCAUGACAAUUGCAUGAAAGUGAAUAGCAUUAUUACAGACCAGCAUCAGCAAAUAAAUAAGUGGCUUAGAGAGACGCAUCCUACAAUCAAACACUAUUAUGAUGUAUUCCACAUAGCGAAAGGUAUACUCUGAUACUUAUGAUAAUGUAUAUCACAAGCAUGUACUAGGUAUCAAGAAAAACUGAAGGCACUGGCAAAACAAAAAGAUUGUAAAAUAGGAGACUGGUCAAAGAGCAUCAUUAAUCAUUUGUAUUGGUGUGCUAUGACCAAUACAGAUGAAAACUCCAAAAUGAUUGCAGACAAAUGGCUCUCGUUGGGUAACCACAUCCACAAUAAACACAAUCAUUCUGGUCUAUUCAAGAAAUGUGCCCAUCAGAGGAUACAAGGAAGAGUAAAGCAGAAAUGGUUCAAACGACAUGACAAAUCUAGUGUCAAAAUCACUGACACACUAUUUAAUACACGUCUGUGCAAUCAAAUCAAGAAGUUGUCACCCUCGUAUCAAACUUCAUCAAUUGAAGCGUUUCACAGUGUCAUCAUCCAAUUUGCACCCAAAUUAAGAUGCUUUUCUUACAAAGGAAUGUUAGCUCGAUUACGCUUGGCAGCACUACACUUCAAUGAAAAUAGCAGCAAAAAACAGGCCAAGACUCAAGUAGGCACAGACAGAUAUGCAAUAUCUUUUCCAUAA